AUGACUGUUCUUCUUCCGAACCGCUCCAUAUCGAUGAUUCUAAUGGUACCAGAUGUUGAAACUCCAACGCCAUCAUCAGCGCUGAAUCCCGAACAAAUUGAUCGAUCUGAAUCGACUCGGUCGAUGCCUGUUUAUCACGGAACGAUUAUUCACGUUGAACCGCAUAGUAACAACCGUAAUACUUCGGAUCUAAUCAUUCGUAUCCCUAAUUUUCAAUGUUCACCAUCGUCAGCGAGUGGUACAAAUCCAAAGCUGCAACAAACAAUCAAACGACGUGCACCGAUAUGCCCUGUUCUCAGCAAUCUCAACACAGCUAAUAAUCGAGAGAAUAUACGUCAUGUUGAUCUUAAACAAACUCAAAUUGUUCAAAGCAAUCGUUUAACAACUGGUUUACGAAGUUUAGGCCGCGCGUUUACUCAUAACUGUCGAUCGAAACGAUCGGCUAGUAUAACUGAAGUAAUCUUCCCUCGGUCUCUUCCAGAUGUGGAAGUUCUGAAUGAAAAAUGCGAAACGCUCUCCUCAUCGAAAAAAACCGUCAAAGACGAUACGUUUUCAUCGACAAUUCCAAAGAUGACUCCACCGAAAAUCUCAUUUGUUAAACGAAAGAAUUUGCCGACGAAGAAAAGACAAGUUUCGUCAUCAUCAUCAUCGUCACUGAGUUCAACAGAUAUGAGGCGUGAGCUCAAACACCAACGGCUUGAUCAAAUCUCUACAUCAACAAUUCUGACUACCCAGUACACAGAAGUCACGAAGUCGAAUUCACCGAAAGUCACAUCAUUUCUACAAGGCUUGGAUGAAGAUGAUCAUUCUGCUGAAGCAGUUCAUAUUUGCGAAGAAGAUGAUCAUCAUGAAAUGCAAUCAAGUAGUUUAACUUAUGAAGUUGAACAGCAAAUCAAAGCCAUUUGUCAACUCGUUUCCGAUCAACCUGUUUCAUCAGUCGAGACUGAUUCGUUAUCCAUUCAUCGAUACAGCAGCAUCUCAACGAUUAUCCCCGAAAACCGUACUGAAGAAAUUUCAGCGUCUGAUAAACCAUUUACUGUUACGCUUCCAACAUCGAUGGAAAUUUCUGAGAGUAUCAAUAGAAAAUUGUCGUCGAGACCUUACCGACCAUUUCAUAUUCAAACAAGUAUACUUCAACCUGAUAUUAGUGUUGUACGAAUCGGUACAAGUAAUUUAGCAACUGAAAUCGGUUGUAUCCUACCAGGAGAAACGGGUUUUCAUGGAAAGCAACAGAUUGAAAGUAUUCUUGAAGAAGAUUCCACGAAUGGAAUUCAAUCCAAUGAUGAAGUGUUUACUGAAUGCUAUGAAGUUACGUACCAACUUGAUGAAAGUAAACGAAUAGCAAACCAAUCAAUAACUCCAACCCAGAUUAUUCUGAACCCAUCAGAAUAUCGGCAACUGGUUACAGGAUUAUCUGAAACUUCUUCAAAGCAAUACAAACAAAUCAAACGCGGUAAUACGAUCUCUGAAACUGUUUCUACCGAUCGACUCUCAGACAUUCACGAGCAAUCUCCUGAAAAUCCAACCAAUGAAGAGAUCUUCACAUACAACACAAAAUCUGAAAAUCUACCACAAGUCAACCUUGAUCCAAUCCCAGCUGAUCAACCUGAACCCACAUCAGAAACAUCAUCAUCAUCGGAUCAUUCGGUUCGACAUUGUUCUUUGAAUCGUUCGAAUUCUUACGAUGGCUACGGCGUCUACGUCAGCACCGACAUGGAAACACAUCAUGAACAUGUUAUUCAACAAGUCGAGAAAUUCUCUCCGGGCGAUGAAGCUGGUUUAAAAGAAAACGAUCGAAUAUUGUUCAUCAAUGGUGCGCCAGUCAUUGACGAAGACUAUACCGUUGUUUUACAAUUAAUUAAACACGGUUCAGACACUGACACACUAGAGUUUGAUGUUAUGGCCAACGAUGCUUAUGAAGAAUUCAAAUCUCAAAUGAACUCGAUCAGUUAA
Messenger RNA from Adineta ricciae, 1953 nucleotides. The record is from the annotation of a GenBank genome assembly. Lineage: Eukaryota; Metazoa; Rotifera; Eurotatoria; Adinetida; Adinetidae.